AAUGCCUUCCUGCCAGUCAGACCACCCGCCUCAACUCCUAAUAAAAUUGAACUGGUCUUCGUUUCUUACCGGCGGGGCGCCAGCGAGAGGCCCAGGCCGGGGCGGGAGCGCACGUGGCCUAUUUCGGGCGGAGCAGACGUGUCUGGCCGUGGCUGAGACCUACGAGCUGGCCACAGGAGACGAGCCUUGAAGGUACGUUACAACCGGACGGCGAGGACCUUGAACGCCGGGACGGGGCGGCCUGGGGUCCCCCGGAGUUGGGGACAGCGGAGGGUGCCGGCUCUGGGCUCGCCACCCUCCCGGGGCAGUUUGGGCCGGACUCCUGGGUCCUCGGGCCCCUCCCCCUCAGGGGCGGGGUUAGGUGUCAUGACCAAUGACCGGCCGCUCUAGAGGCCCCUCCCCGCCGCUCCCCGCCCCUCCCCGCCCCCAGAGCCGCGGCCUCGCAGAGUGCCCAACCGCCCGGCGCCCUGGCCUGGGGCAGCACGAGCGCGGAACCUGCGGCUGGACACCAAGAUGCCUGGCGAACAGCAGACAGAGGAGGAGGAGGAGGAAGAGAUGCAAGAGGAGAUGGUGCUGCUGGUGAAGGGUGAGGAGGAUGAGGGUGAGGAGAAGUAUGAGGUGGUGAAACUCAAGAUCCCUAUGGACAACAAGGAGGUCCCCAGCGAGGCGCCAGCGCCGUCGGCCGACCCGGCGCGCCCACACGCGUGCCCAGACUGCGGCCGCGCCUUUGCGCGCCGCUCCACGCUGGCCAAGCACGCACGCACGCACACGGGCGAGCGGCCGUUCGCGUGCACAGAGUGCGGCCGGCGCUUCUCGCAGAAGUCGGCGCUGACCAAACACGGCCGCACGCACACGGGCGAACGGCCCUACGAGUGCCCCGAGUGCGACAAGCGCUUCUCCGCCGCCUCGAACCUGCGGCAGCACCGGCGGCGCCACACCGGCGAGAAGCCGUACGCAUGCGCGCACUGCGGGCGCCGCUUCGCGCAGAGCUCCAACUACGCACAGCACCUGCGCGUGCACACGGGCGAGAAGCCGUACGCGUGCCCGGACUGCGGACGCGCCUUCGGCGGCAGUUCGUGCCUGGCUCGCCACCGACGCACGCACACGGGCGAGCGGCCGUACGCAUGCGCCGACUGCGGCACGCGCUUCGCGCAGAGCUCGGCGCUGGCCAAGCACCGGCGCGUGCACACGGGCGAAAAGCCGCACCGCUGCGCCGUGUGUGGCCGCCGCUUCGGCCACCGCUCCAACCUGGCGGAGCAUGCGCGCACGCACACGGGCGAGCGGCCGUACCCGUGCGCGGAGUGCGGCCGGCGCUUCCGCCUCAGCUCACACUUCAUUCGCCACCGUCGCGCGCACAUGCGGCGCCGCCUCUAUAUUUGUGCGGGCUGCGGCCGGGACUUCAAGCUACCCCCUGGCGCCACCACCGCCACAGCCACCGAGCGCUGCCCAGAGUGCGAGGGCAGCUGAGCCGCCGUUCUCGGCGUCGGGGGGUGCAAGCGUCUGGCUGGAGAGGGGCACGCUGGGACCCCCGACCUGGGGCUGCAUUAACCUGAACGACUCCUCCCCGCCCCGCCGCCCGGGUCUGGGAAAGGGUGGGACGGCAGGCCUGGCUGCCGUGGAACUGGGAGACAGGGAGAAUCCCCUACCAGGGUCCCUGGAAACCGUGCCCACCUUCCCCUCACUACAUCCCUUUGGCCAAUGUUAGUGAAUAAAGUAUUAUAUCCUCACCC
Molecule: messenger RNA, 1730 nt
Organism: Ceratotherium simum simum (southern white rhinoceros)
Lineage: Eukaryota; Metazoa; Chordata; Mammalia; Perissodactyla; Rhinocerotidae
Gene: ZNF771
Product: zinc finger protein 771
Biological process (GO): regulation of transcription by RNA polymerase II
Cellular component (GO): nucleus
Molecular function (GO): DNA-binding transcription activator activity, RNA polymerase II-specific; RNA polymerase II cis-regulatory region sequence-specific DNA binding
Source: RefSeq, a predicted model, not a curated record